AUGAGGGCCAAGGUUGGCAAGAAAGCGGGUGUCUUCGUCUUUCGUCCUCGAACUAAGAGUAGUGACUCAGGAUCGCAUUCUGUAGACUACAAUCACUUGCCUGAGAACGAAGAUGUUGGGAAGGGUGAGAAGUGGAGUAACGGACAUUCACACAGUAAUGGUUCGGAUCUUGGAGUUUUGGAUAGACAUGGGCAUGAUGGAGGUGUGAAUGAUGCCAGUCGACACAUGAACCAGUACACAAAUGGACAUGUCCAUUCUAAUGGGCAUGCCAUAGAUCAUGUAAAUAGUGGCUCACUGGUUGAGGGGCUUGGCAAUUUUGAUCUUAACUCAGUACCAAGAACCAGUAAUGAUACAAAUGGACACUCAGAUCACCGGGUUGACGGUACUAACAGUGUAAAUGGUGCUUCUAGUGUACCUAGUACCUCUCCUGGGGCUUCUGGAACACUUAGAGAAGACCCACUGGCGGCUCGGUUCAGAAAUCUUCGUGGUCCACGUCCAUAUCCCGAACCUGUAACCAGUGUUAGUCCUGUGGUCGAACCACAAACACAUGCUGCUGGUGAGAGUACUAUCCCAAACUCACCUUAUCUUGAUGCAGAAUCACCUCACCUACCGCCUCCUCUGUUAGCUCCAUCAAGUCUUAGCCCUCCGAAACCAUCAAUUUCACAAUCAGCAUCUUCUCUUUCACCUCCGUCUAAAAACACGCAACUGUCGGUGUCUACGCCGGCAUCGAGGUCUGCAACUCCAUCGUUACUUGGAACUCCCCCUCCUUCAUAUGAUCCACCUCCACCGCCAUCACCAGAACCGCCAAUAGCACGAGUCGAACGGCCACAGGCGCCAACUAUCCAAUUUACUAACAAAUACAACCAUCAUACGCCGAUAAUAUUCCCCAAGACCACGAUUGUCACCACUUCUACCCUUUUGAAGUAUCUGACACAUGUUCCAGAGUCAAUUUUGGUACUGGAUAUUCGAGACCGUGCUUCGUUUGACAAUGGACACAUCUCAGCGCCGAAUAUUGUAUGCAUUGAGCCUGUAUCCUUGAGGAAAGACAUGAAUGAUGGCGCUUUAGAAGACACGCUGGUUAUAGCACCUACCAAGGAACAAGAAGCAUUCAAUCGCCGUGAUUCUUAUGAGCUCGUGGUAUACUACGACUCCGAUUCAAGAUCCGAAUCGUAUCGGGGCGGCCCCAUGCCUGAUCCUCAGAGUCUCUCUUUAUACUACUUGGUAUCAGCCCUGUACGAACGAGCUUUCUCCAAGCCUUUGAAAAGGCCCCCAUGCUUGUUGGUGGGUGGUUUUGAUGCUUGGUGGGAUCAAACAAAUGGUAGAUAUAUUUCCAAGAGUCUAACUCGAAACACUGACACAAACGCUUCGCAGGUCCAGUCGGAUGAGACCGAUAAUGACGGUAUUCCUCCUUCUCCUACUGUGCCUCAGGAAAUCCCUUCCAGACCCUAUGGAUCGAGAAAGGGAAGCAUUGUAUCCACACACUCGUUUUCAAGGGAUGUAAACGAUUAUAUCAGGAGCGCACCUUCUUUAAGUGACGUUUCUGUUGACGCAUAUUCUAGUGAAAGGCCUGAUUAUGGACCAAGAAGAUUAUCCAGAGAAAGUUCUGGUAGCCGACGUGAAAGCCAUACAGAUCUUUACAACAUACAAGCUUCUGCAUAUCAUCAGACCCAGCAAUAUCAACAACAUCCCCAACAAUAUCCACGCUCACCUCACUCACAAUCAACUCAAGGGCCUCGUCAGUACCAGUCAAACCAGCAGCCACAACUACAGCCUCAGUCCCAAGGUCUCCAACAGCAUUUACAGCAGUCUCCACAAAGACAACAUUAUCAACAAGGAUACCAGCAAGGGUACCAGCCAUAUCCUCAGCUUCCAUAUCAGCAACCUCAUGCGCAUUCACAAUCAUUUGCUCAGCCAUACUCACAAGCUCCUCCUCAAACCCAACCAAGGAGAUCUUCAUAUGCUUAUAAUCAGUACACACCUCCUCCUCAGUCGUAUUCUAAUGGUAAUGGAAAUAAUAACAACAUUAAUCCACCCACUAAUGCUUCAGUUAUUGCUUCUCCAAGACCGGUAGUUGUAUAUCCAUACAACUCGGCAGAGGGUCCUAACAGCACACCUCCAAUGCAUCAUCAGUCAGUAUCGGUGCCACCUUCACCUGGCCCACCUGUAAAUGGGUACACUCGACCAGUGUCUUCAACAUCUCUGAUGGUUUCACCCCGAGAUAUUGCUAGUAAAGAAUUCACCACUGGACUCAAAAAUUUGGGAAAUACUUGUUACAUGAAUUGCAUCAUCCAAUGUCUUGCUGGCACGCCAAAAUUAGCUGAUGUGUUUGCCGAUAACUCAUACAAACAGUUUAUCAAUGUCAACAGCAAACUGGGCUAUAAGGGAGUCCUAGCUCAAACAUUUGCGGCAUUAGUACAGAGAAUGCUUCAAGGCAAGGAAGGUUAUGUGCCACCCAUUGCCUUAAAGGACUUGGCAGGAAGACUCAGAGAUACGUUUCAGGGUUAUGAGCAACAAGACUGUCAGGAGUUUCUGACCUUUAUUCUCGACGGACUACAUGAAGAACUAAAUUCCAACGGUGACAAAGCAAGAAUGAAAGAACUCACAGAAAAAGAGGAGAGUUAUAGGGAAAGAAUGAGUGUUCGUGUUGCAUCGACAAUUGAAUGGGAGCGAUAUCUCAAGUCUGACUAUUCACUCAUUGUAGACAUCGCUCAAGGCCAAUAUAGAAGUCAGCUAAGAUGUCUCACUUGUGGCCAUACUUCUACUACUUUCAACUCUUUCUCAUUUUUGUCAUUACCAAUUCCCUUGGAUAAGCAGAACGUGACAAUUCAAGAUUGUUUUGAUUUAUUCACGGCUGAAGAAAUUCUGGAUGGAGAUGAUGCCUGGCAUUGUUCGAAAUGUAAGAAGCCUCGUCGAACUAGCAAACGGUUGACGAUUGCAAGAUUCCCUCCAGUUCUAAUAAUCCAUCUCAAGCGAUUCCAGCAAAGACGAGGAUUCAUUGGGAACUCGGUGAGUAACAAACUCGAGACGCCUGUUAUGUAUCCUUUGACAGGACUAGAUAUGACUGGAUACUGGCCGAACUACACUGCUGGAGAUGAGCAGACACUCGAUAAAUUGCCUUUGAGAGGUCAAACAGCACCAUUUAUUUAUGAUUUAUAUGCCGUGGCUAAUCAUUUCGGAACAUUAAAGGGUGGCCACUAUACAUCGUUUGUGAAUAAGGGUCGCAAAGGUUGGUGUUACUUUGACGAUACUCGUGUCACUUGUGGAGUCCCAAAACAGAACGUGGUCAAUCGUCACGGCUAUGUUCUGUUUUAUGAAAGAAGACCAAUUAUACAUUAG
Messenger RNA from Sugiyamaella lignohabitans, 3336 nucleotides. RefSeq names its product Doa4p (gene DOA4). The record is from RefSeq and is a predicted model, not a curated record. Gene Ontology annotation, biological process: protein deubiquitination. The coding region runs from base 1 to 3336 and encodes 1111 amino acids. Gene Ontology annotation, molecular function: cysteine-type deubiquitinase activity. NCBI's taxonomy places the organism in Eukaryota, Fungi, Ascomycota, Dipodascomycetes, Dipodascales, Trichomonascaceae. The transcript has a single exon.